UGGCAUUUUCUUGUGCGCAUUCACUAGUUUCCAACACUAUUUUAGUUGGCGUUCUUCUUUUAAAUGAUUUUCGGCUUGUUUUUGUUUGUUUAUUAAAAAUUAGAAGUGAGAGUACAAGUGUAACAAAGUAAACUAUGCUGCCAUAUCGAAACUAUGGAGAAACAAUCGAUGAAUUCGAAGUACAGCACCUACUGGGCAAAGGUGGCUUCGCUCGUGUUUACAAGGCGAAAUGCCUGCGCUCUCAUCAAGAUGUAGCUAUCAAAAUGAUUGAUAAGAAGCUAAUACAGAGUUCAGGAUUGACGAAUCGCGUGAGACAAGAGGUUGAAAUCCAUUCCCGACUCAAGCAUCCAUCAGUAUUGCAACUCUACACGUUCUUUCAAGAUGCCAACUAUGUGUACUUGGUGCUGGAACUGGCGGACAAUGGGGAACUGCAUCGUUACAUGAACCAGCAAAUGAAACGCCCCUUUACUGAGGAUGAGGCAUCGUCAAUUCUGCGACAGGUGGUAGCUGGUCUGCUUUAUUUACACUCCCACAACAUUAUGCAUCGCGAUAUCUCGUUGUCGAAUCUGCUGCUCAGUAGGGAUAUGCAAGUGAAAAUUGCCGACUUUGGUUUAGCGACGCAAUUGAAACGACCGGAUGAAAGGCAUAUGACGAUGUGUGGAACUCCAAAUUAUAUUUCACCCGAAGUCAUUUCACAUUUGUCACACGGUUUGCCUGCGGAUCUUUGGAGUGUCGGCUGCAUGUUGUACACGUUGCUCGUGGGACGGCCACCUUUUGACACCGAUGCGGUACAGUCCACUCUCAAUAAAGUGGUCCACUCCGACUAUACAAUGCCAACGCAUUUGUCGUAUGAGGCACGCGACCUAAUUGACAAACUGUUAAGAAAGAAUCCACAUGAGCGCAUAUCACUGGAACAAGUGCUCAGACAUCCAUUCAUGCUUAAGUCGGCUGGAAAUCAUGCAGUGACAUAUACAACGCCAGGUGCGUCGGAUGCUUAUAGCCUUGCCAGCGGCGAUAGCGGCAUCGUUACAUUUGCGAGCAAUGAUUCAAAAAACUCUCACCGGCUACGUUCGGUUGAGCAGCAAUCAUCGCAGAAUAUGCUGCCACAGAUUCAGGAGGAAUAUGGAUUCUAUCAGGAAAAGAUUUCAAAACCGGCGUCCUUUGACAGCACAGAUAUGGACUGGCAGAGGCUUGGAAAUGGAGCUCAGAAUGUGCCAUUUGUAGCACACUCCACGCCUGCCGUACCCUCUGCUGGGCGAGAGAACAAGGAACGCAUCUCUGUACCACCUUUAAACACGUUGAGAUUGCAGCCAACGCGUUACAAAACUAAAAAUGCUAUUAUGAGCAUUAUGGCAAAUGGAGAAGUCAUAAUCGAGUUUAUAAAGUCGAAAAGCAAGAUGAAUGAAGACCGCAUUGUCGAUAUCUGUCGCAUUUCCAACGAUGGACGCCGCAUUAUCAUAUAUCAACCGGAUCCUGGGCGAGGGCUGCCUAUACGAGAGCAACCAUCAGCCCAAUAUUUAAGUGGCGAGGAUUGGUCUUAUGAUUAUGAUAAUUUGCCCAACAAGCACUGGAAGAAAUAUGUUUAUGCUGCUCGCUUUGUGGGCUUAGUAAAAAGCAAAACGCCAAAAGUAACAUACUUCAGUGCUUUGGCCAAAUGCCAUUUGAUGGAGAAUCUGGCAGAUUUUGAGAUGAACUAUUAUGCAGGCGCCAAGUUGACAAAGUCCCCGAGCGAAGGCAUCAAGGUCUAUGAUACGCACGGCGUGCUAUUGUCCGAUCAUGCGAGUAACGAAGCAAAAAGCCUCAUUGAACACAGCAACGAGUGCUUCGCCCACUGUCUUAGUAUCUGCAAUGCUUUGGAGCUGGCUCAGACAGGAAAUAAUACGUGUUUUCCAGUUACUAUCGGACGACGGCCGUCAGCGGCUCAGUUACCACCAAAUGAACGUUCAGAUGGACUAAAGGAUACAACAAACUUUGCAUAUUCUACACCCAAAUCACACCAUGGCUCUAUUAACUUCUCGAUAAGCACACUCUCGUCAAUGCGCAGUGGAAGCGAUGUAAUUGGAUCACAGGUGUUAGCUGCCCAACAGAAUGUGCCUAUUAGACGAUUGAAUAUUCCAGGAGUUGGCUCUGCAACUGAGUUGUCUCAUGGUGUUGUUCAAGUGCAAUUCUAUGAUGGAUCGGUGAUCUCUGUAAUACCAGAGGCUCAGGGAGGAGGAGUAACAUACACUCAACCCAGCGGGGUCUCAACCCACUUCCCUGAUCAUGACGACCUACCGUUAGCGGUUAGGGAUCGACUCGCACAACUGCCUCAAGUGCAGAUGAAGCUGAAGUGCGCUCCUUUAAUCGGUAGCAAAAAAUUUGACUGCAAUGCAUUGCCUGCGAAGCCGACGACUUCGACUCCUUGGCACAAUCGCAUGCUAAUAUGAACUAAAUCACAUAUACAAAAAAAUAAUCGUUAAGUAAAAAAGUUCAAUGCAUUUGUAUUAUAUAAUAGUCUCUUGCCUUAUACAAAUAUAUUUUAUACUAACCGUUUAAAUCAAUUUA
Messenger RNA from Drosophila nasuta, 2544 nucleotides. RefSeq names its product polo like kinase SAK (gene SAK). Gene Ontology annotation, cellular component: nucleus. The record is from RefSeq and is a predicted model, not a curated record. Gene Ontology annotation, biological process: protein phosphorylation. Gene Ontology annotation, molecular function: protein binding; protein kinase activity; ATP binding. NCBI's taxonomy places the organism in Eukaryota, Metazoa, Arthropoda, Insecta, Diptera, Drosophilidae. Bases 135 to 2426 code for a protein of 763 amino acids. The transcript is spliced from 7 exons.